Molecule: messenger RNA, 1628 nt
Organism: Macadamia integrifolia
Lineage: Eukaryota; Viridiplantae; Streptophyta; Magnoliopsida; Proteales; Proteaceae
Product: protein SGT1 homolog A-like
Exons: 10
Coding region: 249-1367 (372 amino acids)
Biological process (GO): defense response to fungus; protein stabilization
Cellular component (GO): cytoplasm; nucleus
Molecular function (GO): protein-folding chaperone binding
Source: RefSeq, a predicted model, not a curated record
UAAAAAGAACUUCGUCGCGACUCAAGUGGGAGUUUUUUACUACUUCUUGUUGACUUCAAUAGAACUCUCCAGAAAACCCAAGUCUUCCCUCUCUUGUUCGAAUCCUGCGUUUCUUCCUUUCUUAUAAUCGACUCUUCAGUUGUUCUUGCGAACUUCAAAGCUGCAAGACGAAUCCUUUCUUUCUUUGAUCCUCGCUGUCUGUUUCUCUAAGCUUGUUUCUCUGUUAUCUGUUUGUCUAAGCUUUGUCAAUGGCGUCGGAUCUUGAGAAGAAAGCUAAAGAAGCCUUCAUGGAUGAUAAUUUCGAGCUUUCUGUUGAUCUUUGUACACAGGCCAUCGAUUUGGACCCCAAUAAUGCAGAUCUCUAUGCAGACCGUGCACAGGCGAAUAUCAAGCUUAAGAAUUAUACUGAGGCGGUUGCUGAUGCAAACAGAGCAAUUGAAUUGGACUCUUCAAUGGCUAAGGCAUACCUACGCAAAGCUACUGCAUGUAUGAAACUGGAAGAAUAUCAGACUGCCAAAGCGGCCCUUGAUGCUGGUGCAUCUUUAGUGCCAAGCGAUUCAAGGUUUACAAAUUUGAUAAAGGACUGCAAUGACCACAUCGCAGAGGAAACUGGUGACAAAACUAUGCAUUCGGCACAAAGUGCGCCACCAAGUGCUGUGACUCCUGUUGAAUCUCACUUAUCGGAUGGAACUGAAAGUGACUCUAUUCUGAGCCAGAAAAUCCCACAAACAUUGGUGACACCAGCUAAACCAAAAUACAGGCACGAGUACUACCAGAAGCCAGAAGUAGUAGUUGUGACCAUAUUUGCUAAGGGAGUACCAUCUAAAAAUGUGUCUAUUGAAUUUGGUGAACAGAUUCUAAGUGUCACCAUUGAUGUUCCUGGUGAAGAUCCAUAUAUUUUUCAACCUCGCUUGUUUGGGAAGAUAAUACCUGAGAAAUGCAGAUAUGAUGUUCUGUUGACCAAAGUUGAGAUAAGACUAGCAAAAACUGAAGCCAUCAACUGGACAUCUUUGGAAUUCAGUAGGGAAAUUACAAUUGCACAGAAGAUUAAUGCACCAUCAGUUGGAGGUACUGGAACUGUGCGACCUACAUAUCCAUCUUCAAGACCGAAAGGCAUUGAUUGGGAUAAGCUAGAAGCCCAAGUCAAGAAGGAGGAAAAAGAAGAAAAGCUAGAAGGAGAUGCAGCUUUGAAUAAACUUUUCCGAGGCAUAUAUCAAGAUGCUGAUGAGGACACCCGGCGAGCCAUGAGGAAAUCUUUUGUGGAGUCACAUGGGACAGUUUUGUCUACAAACUGGAAAGAAGUGGGUGCAAAGAAGGUGGAAGGCACUCCUCCAGACGGCAUGGAGCUUAAGAAAUGGGAGUACUAGAUAUGAACUGUGGUUCUGUUCUACUCCAGAUUCAGUGUCUCUUUUUCUUUCUCAGAAGAUAUUUAUUCUCUCCUUUCUCUAUUUUUUCGGUGUCCAGGGUGUUUCAGAUAUCGUGGGUGUCUAGACUGUUCAGAAGUAAUGCAUUUGUCUCUGUUUCAAAUUGUCAAGGCCUCUUUUUUUUUUUUUUUUAAUUGGAUGGAACCUUUAAAUGUCUGUUGAUUAGUUAUUUGAGGCUUAAGAUGAUACUCAUAUGUUUUUUGA